Molecule: messenger RNA, 1513 nt
Organism: Aspergillus alliaceus
Lineage: Eukaryota; Fungi; Ascomycota; Eurotiomycetes; Eurotiales; Aspergillaceae
Product: carbon-nitrogen hydrolase family protein
Exons: 1
Coding region: 181-1242 (353 amino acids)
Molecular function (GO): catalytic activity
Source: RefSeq, a predicted model, not a curated record
GCUUGAUAUCCCAUCUCUCGACGUCCUUCCCAACAUCCCUCCAGUCGCUCAUCUUUGGUUGACAUAUCAUACCUCUUACACGUCGAGGUGAUAUAUUCGAUCCCAUGGAAGACACCUAGCUUUCCCCCUCCUGCCUUUGUUCCCCUCGUUAAUCCCCAGUCAUGACAUUGAUCACCGACAAUGUCCUCCCUUAGACUCGCCGCGGCCCAUGUCGCUCCCGUCUUUCUCGCCGCCCGUGAGACCACCCACAAGGCCGUUCAUUUGAUUGAACAGGCUUCCAGAAACCAGGCCAAUCUCGUCGUUUUCCCAGAGUCGUUCAUAUCCGCCUUCCCCGUGUGGAGUGCUUUACGCCCACCGACCGAGAACCAUGAUCUCUUCCGGCGGAUGGCCCACGAAUCCAUUGACGCCGACGGAGAGGAGAUGCAGGCGGUUCGUGCGACUGCAAAAAAGUGCAAUGUGGUGGUCAGCAUCGGCUUUUCCGAGAGGGUUCGACCGGGCCGGGCAACGUUAUUCAACUCGAAUAUGAUCAUUAGCAACCGUGGGGAUGUUCUUAUCCAUCACCGCAAGCUUGUGCCCACAUUUUUUGAGAAGCUGACCUGGUCUCCCGGAGACGGUCACGGAUUGCGGGUGGCGGAGACGGAGUGGGGGAAAAUCGGGGCCCUCAUCUGUGGCGAGAACACCAAUCCGCUGGCUAGAUACGCUCUCAUGGCUCAAGGCGAGCAGGUCCAUAUCUCCACUUGGCCCGCCAUUUGGCCCACGCGGGUGCCAUCCCCAUCCGCACUGGGAGAGUCCAAUCCACAGCCCGGUGCGACCGCCACAGCGAACUACGACAAUGUCGCCGCGAACCGCAUCCGUGCGGCUGCCCAUUGCUUCGAAGCGAAAUGUUUCGGGGUUCUCUCGGCGGGCGUCUUGGGAGGGGAUGCGAUCGAUAUCAUUGCGUCUGGCUCACCGUAUCUCCGGCAGGUCAUGGAGCAAUCACAACGGGCGGCGACCAUGUUUCUCGACCCGACGGGCGCGCCGAUUUCGGGAUUUACGAUGGCGGAAGAUGCCACCCGCCAACCGACCGAUUUCCUACAGGCGACGGAGGGAAUCCUGUACGCCGAUGUGAGUUUGGAGGACUGCAUCGAGGGCAAACAGUACCACGAUGUCGUUGGUGGCUACCAGCGCAUGGAUAUCUUCGACCUGAAUGUAAAUCGCACGCGUCAGCAGCCCGUACGAUUUACGCAAGUGGUUAAUGUAUAAACUGGUGGGAACUCACCCCCAAGGAACAACACGCGAUCAUCCUAAGAAAGUUCCUGUUUUAGAAUAAUCUGGACAAGAUCUGGUGGGUACUGACCGAUGGUACCCCUGAAGAACAUCGCGUAACCAUGUAGCUGUGUAGAUGAAAUGGAACGGGAAUCGAGAUGAAUCCGAGUUCCGCACAUAAUAUAAAUUCAGCUCAUUCCGAGCAUACCAUACAGUCCCAAGUUGCAUGAUCGGAGUUCUGCAUUGUUCAAUUAGCUCUGAUGUUGGC